ACAUGGUUCAGGUGGUUGAGUAUUUUGCACACUGCCAGCACAUGUAUAACUCUUUCCCCUAUGUGUCCACAGCCUGACCUUGGACAAGGACCCAAUGCCCAACCCCAGGCCAACCAAGCCCUUGGCCCCUUCCUUGGUGCUCAGCCCAUCCCCAGGAGUCUCGUCCAGCUGGAGGGCUGCACCCAAGACCUCAGACCUGCUGGGGGCCAAGGGCCCGGGGGCAACCUUCCAGGGACGGGACCUCCGAGGUGGGGCCCAUGCCUCCUCCUCCUUCUUGAAUCCCAUGCCACCAUCACAACUGCAGGUGCCCACAGUGCCCCUAGUCAUGGUGGCACCUUCUGGAACACGGCUGGGUCCUUCGCCCCACUUGCAGGCACUCCUCCAAGACAGGCCACACUUCAUGCACCAGCUCUCAACAGUGGAUGCCCAUGCCCGGACCCCCGUGCUGCAGGUGCACCCACUGGACAGACCAGCUAUGAUCAGCCUCCCGCCACCCACUGCUGCCACUGGGGUCUUCUCUCUCAAGGCCCGGCCUGGCCUGCCACCUGGGAUCAACAUGACCAGCCUGGAGUGGGUGUCCAGGGAACCAACAUUGCUCUGCACCUUCCCAAGCCCUGGUGCACCCAAGAAAGACAGGUCAGUGGGCAAAGCUGGGAAGGACCCUUGCCUUGGUAUUCCCUCCCCUGACACCAUCUGUCCCCCCAGCACCCUCUCGACCGUGCCCCAGGGCUCGUACUCACUGCUGGCAAAUGGUGUCUGCAAGUGGCCCGGAUGUGAGAAGGUCUUUGAGGAGCCAGAGGACUUCCUCAAGCACUGCCAGGCAGACCAUCUCCUGGAUGAGAAGGGCAGGGCGCAGUGUCUCCUCCAGAGGGAGGUGGUGCAAUCUCUGGAGCAGCAGCUGGUGCUGGAGAAGGAGAAGCUGGGUGCUAUGCAGGCCCACUUGGCUGGGAAGAUGGCCCUGACCAAGCCUCCAUCCGUGGUGUCAUCUGACAAGGGCUCCUGCUGCAUUGUAGCUGCUGGCACCCCAGGCACCACCGUUCCGGCCUGGCCUGGCCCCCAGGAGGGCCCCAAUGGCCUGUUUGCUGUGCGGAGGCACCUCUGGGGCAGCCAUGGACAUAGUACAUUCCCAGAGUUCUUCCACAACAUGGACUACUUCAAGUUCCAUAACAUGCGGCCCCCGUUCACCUAUGCCACUCUCAUCCGCUGGGCCAUCCUGGAGGCUCCUGAGAAGCAGCGGACGCUCAGUGAGAUCUAUCACUGGUUCAUACGCAUGUUCGCCUUCUUCCGAAACCACCCUGCCACCUGGAAGAAUGCCAUCCGCCACAACCUGAGCCUGCACAAGUGCUUUGUGCGGGUGGAGAGCGAAAAGGGGGCCGUGUGGACCGUGGAUGAGUUUGAAUUCCGCAAGAAGAGGAGCCAGAAGCCCAGCAGGCGCUUCAACCCCCUAGCCAGCCCCUGA
This is a messenger RNA of Eptesicus fuscus (big brown bat), 1459 nucleotides long. It is a transcript of the gene FOXP3, whose product is annotated as forkhead box P3. Gene Ontology annotation, cellular component: nucleus. Gene Ontology annotation, biological process: regulation of transcription by RNA polymerase II. Bases 95 to 1459 code for a protein of 454 amino acids. Gene Ontology annotation, molecular function: DNA-binding transcription repressor activity, RNA polymerase II-specific; RNA polymerase II cis-regulatory region sequence-specific DNA binding. The transcript has 10 exons. NCBI's taxonomy places the organism in Eukaryota, Metazoa, Chordata, Mammalia, Chiroptera, Vespertilionidae. The record is from RefSeq and is a predicted model, not a curated record.